GGGUGCGUCGGGUAAACACGUCUAACCAACUGGCCAUUAGCUGUUCUCGUGCUUUCAUGGGUGAGUGUCGGUAACUAGACGACUGGCAUCAUCGGCUGAUUUGGAACGCUCAUGGUGCAGAUGUUCGCAGCCAUCACACAAUCCGUCUUACUUUGUGAGGUGUUCCGAAGUGUCUGCUCGCUUCCCGGAGAUGAAUCGCUAACAAUACACCGGGAUUUUCAGACGGAUACACACACGCUGGGCUUGGGAUCCAUCAAUGGGAGCUCACAGAAGAAGACUACAACAAGUCACUGAAGGUACGGAGUUCCAGUCGUGCCUGGUUCGUCUAGCACUGUUGAUUGAUGGCCAAGCAGGUUCUCAUGGCUGGCGCAGUCAUGUACAUCCCAGCCCUUGGACUCUCCAAGAUCGGCCUCAUCAUUCUCUAUUAUCGCCUAUCCGAUAUGCAGCGCAGCUGGCGAAUUAUCCUGUGGAGUUUCACGAUAUUUGUCAUAUCCUACAUGGUCAUUCUCGAAUGCUUGUUCCUCUUCGGCUGCAACCCGAUCCAGAAGGCCUGGGACGUAGCCAUUGAGGGGCAGUGCAUCAGCCGGGCCUCGAUUUUCUUGGCCGGCACGUGCGCCAGUAUCUUCAUCGACAUUGUCUUAGUGAUCACGCCUCUCCCGGUGGUGGUGGGGCUCAACAUGGCGCCCAAGAAGCGCGUCGGGGUGGCCUGCAUGUUCGGGCUUGGCGGACUGUAUGCUUCAUCCUUCCUCGUCUUUCGUCUGUCGCACUGCAGCGACUAACCAAUUCAUGAUUGUGGGUAGGCCCCUGAUUACCAGUUGUAUGCGAUUGGCGUCG
This is a messenger RNA of Aspergillus aculeatus ATCC 16872, 834 nucleotides long. RefSeq lists its product as uncharacterized. NCBI's taxonomy places the organism in Eukaryota, Fungi, Ascomycota, Eurotiomycetes, Eurotiales, Aspergillaceae. The transcript has a single exon. The record is from RefSeq and is a predicted model, not a curated record. Bases 360 to 779 code for a protein of 139 amino acids.